This is a messenger RNA of Drosophila bipectinata, 1056 nucleotides long. RefSeq names its product trypsin-1. NCBI's taxonomy places the organism in Eukaryota, Metazoa, Arthropoda, Insecta, Diptera, Drosophilidae. Gene Ontology annotation, molecular function: serine-type endopeptidase activity. Gene Ontology annotation, biological process: proteolysis. The record is from RefSeq and is a predicted model, not a curated record.
CGGCCUGCGGAAUCACAAUCGCGAAGUAUGCAUCUCAUUAACAUGGAUAAUUCAACCACCUGCAUGGCCAGCUCGAAGGCAGAGUAUAAAUGCGGGUCCCACCCAUUGGCCCCAUAAAUACCCAGCUCCGUUGGCGGGUCGUGCACAUAGAUCCCGACAUGGCUUCGAGUGCACGGCUCGCGUUGUGCCUUCAGGUCUCCUUCGUCUUGGCUGCCGCAUUUAAAAACGAUGGAAAAAUCGUGAAUGGAACCACCGCGGCGCCCGGCGAGUUUCCCUUUGUGGUCUCCCUGCGUCGUUCGAAGAGUGGCAACCACUCCUGCGGCGCCACACUGCUCAACUCCUACUGGGUACUCACAGCCGCCCACUGCGUCCGAGGAUCUAAGCCAGAGCAGGUGGAUGUGCAGUACGGCAGCCAGCGGCUGGUGCGCAACACCACCCAGCUGGUGAAAGUAGCUGCCAUCCACGUGCAUCCUGGCUACGAUCCCCAGAACAAGUAUGUCCACGACAUAGCUCUUCUUCAGCUAAAGGAUUACGUUUCCAUGAACAAGCGGGCCCAACCGGUGCGUCUCCCCGAGCCUCGUCAGCAAACACCUGGAAAUGCUAGUGCUGUUCUUGCGGGAUGGGGUCUAAAUGCGACUGGCGGCGUGGUGCAGCGAAAUUUGCAGAAGGUCAACCUCCAAGUCUUUAGCGACCAGGAGUGCAGUGAGCGUCAUCAGGAGCAGCUGCAUUCCAGUCAGAUCUGCGCCGGUGUGCCCGAGGGCGGAAAGGGCCAGUGCAGUGGCGACUCCGGAGGACCCUUGCUGCUAACCAGCUCGGACACCCAAAUUGGAAUCGUAUCCUGGAGCAUUAAACCGUGCGCACGACCACCGUUUCCCGGAGUAUUCACGGAGGUGUCGGAAUACGUCGAUUGGAUUGUGACUACCGUGGGCAGCUCAUCCACCCCGUCGUCGCUAUGGGUCGGGCAACUUGUAGUGGGACGCUCGCCACCAGCCCUCACCUAGGCCUAGGAAUGACACUUCGUACACCCCACAAUUAAAUACCUCUGCAUACAAUAUA